CAAGUAAAUGGCCUGUAAAGGGCCUGUACUUAUAUAGUAGUCCAGAGGACCCCAAAGCGCUUAACACUACAUUCAGGCACUCACCAUUCACACCCUGACGGUGGUGAGCUAUGUUAGUAGCCACAGCUGCCCUGGGGCAGACUGAAGAAGCGAGGCUGCCAUACAUUGGUGCCACCGAGCCCUCUGACCCCCACCAGCAGGCAAAGCAGGUGAAGUGUCUUGCCCUAGGACAUGACUGAGCAGGGGGUUGAACCGGCAACCCACUGGUCCCUCGCUUCUGAGGCAAUGUCGUCAUAAUCUUUAUGAUUAUAAAACAUUUAAAUUAAAGGUACAUAGAUUACAUGAAAAUCGAAGAGGGUGAGUCUUUUUGCAAACCACUGUAGGUGUGGAACUUAGAGAGUUUUCAUUUUUCUGCAACUUUUACCUUUUAGGAAUUCUUCAUGUUAACUUUUUAUACUAAAACAGGCUUCAAAACGCUUCUGCUCUAUCUAAAUGGAUGGAUGGAUGGAUGGAAGGAUUGAUAAUCAUUCUUCUUUUGAUUCUUCUCUGACUCAGCUGCUUUCUGUUGUUGAUCUCAGCUGUAGAACCGCUGUCCAAUGUGAAGACAACCUCAACGUGGGGCGGUGAUGACACCAUGAGACGGAACCCAGACCAACCUGGGAAGGAAACACCUCUUAAAGCUACAUGUAGAAACUCAGGAGAAUCCAAGAACUCGAACCAAACUGAAAGCAAAUUUCAAUCACCCAUCACAAGCAUAACUGAUAUUCCAUCUGAUGGAAAAAUUUCCUCUGAUGGACAAGAAUUCCUUUGUAAAACAUUAAGUGUAAGGAAAGACACUGCAGCCCAGAUGGAGGAGGUCAAGAUCUGUGCUGGGCCUAGUAUCCAGAAUCAAUCUGCCUUAGAUGUCCAGAAUACAAUGACUUCCAAGAAUCUAUGUCCAAAAGAAAAUAAAAGUGCCUCAGUAAGUGAACCUGCCUCUGACAACAAUAAAGUGGACAGUAAGGUGGCAAAUUACAGUCUCCAUGAGAAUACUUCAGAUGCUGAGGAGGUGAAGCUUUGUUCCAGUGAUCCACAGCAACCAGAGGGUAAGAGAUCAUAUCAGACAAACCAGUCAUCCCAUGGAACAAUGAAUGACCCAGAUCAACCUGUGUCUAAGUCGCCAUCAGACAAAGAGAGUUCUACUGUGAUUUAUCUGCAUACUGAGCUUCAUCAGAUACCAGGAGGCACCUCUGAAGAGCCACCGCGCCAACUAUCCAGCAAGACAGGGCAUGGAUUAGUGGGAGAAAGCCCCAUUAACUAUGUCAGAGAAAACCCAUGGCCGACUGCCAGAAGCCUCUCCCAACAGGACACUGGCAUUACUCAGGUUGCUACUGUAGGUGUCGGUGGAGAUGGUUCACAGUCCCCAGGUUUAUGUUGGAAUCUGAGUACACACAAAUCCAAGACCUCAGAUUCAAAUGUUAGAUCACCUUCUGGAGGUUCUGACUUCAACAAAUGGGAAUUAGAAAAUAAAGCUGAUUUUAUCCCAGAGGCUGUCUUCAAUUUUAAGAAAAGAUAUGGCUUAAAACCACUUAGUGAUUCAGUUUGUCCUGCAGGAAGUGGUACAUUUGAACAUCAAACGAAAACUAGUCCUCCAAAAUUAAAGACUUUAGAUGUUCAAAGAAUCAGUAUAGCCCAGGAGGAACCUGAACAUAAAGUAUUCAGAAGUGAAAGCCCACCACUUUCUGACACAAAUAGUGCCCUGGACCAGUUUACUAAAUUUCAACCAAUAGCAAUCAUGUCCAGCUUCUUGAAUUUAAACAAGCAGCUGGAUGGGAGCAGUUGCCAUGAAUUAUCCAGAAUCGGUGACAGAACGCAGAAUGCAGCUCAGCAUGGACUCUCAAGAUACACCAUUCAAACUUUAGAACACAGCAUGGAAGGUUCCAAAUCAUCAGUCAUAUCACAGGAAGAGCCACAACCAUCUAUUACCCAGAGAACAUAUAUAGAUCUUCAGCUGUCUCUGGCAUCUGGUUUGACAUCACCAGUAGUUAAAUAUGGUAAAGAAAAAACUUUGAAACCCACCAAAGAGUCCAAAAUGAAAACACAUGCCAAAAUAGCAUCUAAACUGUCUCCCAUUUCCAGAAGUGGCAUGUUUAAAAGUGAAGGGCUUGAUUUACUGCAUUGCACUAAAAAAGCUCAAUUUACUGCAGCGAAUGGCCCAAAACCAAGUCACGCACUGUUGUCUGACGAAACCCUGAAAUUCAGCACAUUUGGACCCAAUGUUCAGACCGUGGAAAGGUGGAGCCUGUCCAAGGAUGUCAACUUGUCUGCAGACUACAAGCCUUUCUCUGUUCGACAUAAAAUAAAGUCCUUUGAAAGCCUUGCCAACUUAGAUAAACCUGUGGCUAAAAGUAGUGCUGUUCAUACUUUUUCUGUGGCAUAUACAGCUUCACUUAACCAAAGGAUUGCUGGUUACAUAGACUUGGUUAAUUCUGUUGACUGGCAAGGCCACCAAAGGGAUAACAGCUGGUAUGACUGUUUGACAUCAGUAGCAUCCCUCCCACCUCCUCUUAGUAGAGCUGCUGAGGAUGAAGAUCAGAAAGGCCCAGAUAGGACCACAUCACAUACUUCUCUGGUGCUGCGAAGGAAACAUGGUAGACUUCCUACGAGAAAAGUGCAUCAGCUUAGGGCCCUCAGUAUGCCUGAUUUAGAAAAGAUAUGUGGAGGUGACUUUAGUGGAGGAAAUAAUCCAGCUGUUAAUAAAAAUGAUCCCAGCAGCCACGUAACUUUUACUCCAAAAGCCGAAGUGACUGCUUGUCUCUCACCAACUGCAAUGCUACGUUGUGGUGGUGAUGCAUCUUCUGAGGACACUCCUAAGGGCGCCCCAGAGACCAGAGAGCCUGGUUGGUCCAUCAGAUUAAAGGAGUUGGUAGCAUGUCCUGUGAGUCAGUGUAAGCUGCAAACACUGCUGACCUCCGACACAGCUCAGUCAUAUGUGACGAGUCUACUGGAAGAGACCAAGACCCACUCAAAGGUCAUCAACAGCAGCAAUACUCAUCUUGUUGUCCUGAGUAAGGAAGAAGGUGCAGGACUCGGCUUUAGUAUUGCCGGUGGUGUCGAUGUUGAGCAGGGAAAAAUAACUGUUCACCAUGUCUUCACCAAGGGAGCAGCUAGCCUUGAAGGAACAAUUCAAAGUGGUGACACCAUUUUAUCCAUAAAUGGAACACGUCUGCAGGGUAAAUCCCACGUGGAGGUGCUGUCCUGCCUCAAUCACGCCAGGUUUUCCAAGCAAGCUUUAGUUGUCAUCUGGAGGACUGAGAACGGUGAUCUGAAUAUCUCUGAGGAAGACUAUCCCCUCCAAACCAAAAAUCUGUGUUCUACAGGACAGGUGUUUAUGGAGGCUGAAGCUGAUAUUGUUUAGGAAUAAAUCUGAUGUGUUGUAUGACCAUGCUUCCCCCUGCCUCUGGACUUUUCUCAGUUCCUUACUGAGCCUAUUUGAAGUGGUCUAAUCCAGUGUGAAGGAUGUGGAGGUAUAAAACACCCCCGGUGACCAGUCUGCAGGCGAUGAAAAUGCAGUGCCUCUUAUAUUCCCACUUAAAAACAGCCUACUGUUAAAAGAAACACUCCACUCUUUUGUUGGCAGUCCAUUAGCGAUGAUGCUAUAGACUGUCGCUGUUGCAUUCCCAGUCGUUGUGCUGCCUAUCACCACCUACAAUAAAACAGGCAUGCAGUGGUUGGCAGGAGCAUCUUCUAAAUUAUUACCUGACUUUUUAUCUGUUGUGAAUUUUGAAGCUGAUGAGGUUUUAGACAUAGAAGUCUAACUUCUUUUUCUCUUUGUGCAGAGUAGGUUUAACCCUCAAAUAUGAACUUUUUACGUCUUUUAAGGUUGGUCACUUACAAAGGUACAAUACAUUAUUUAUACUGAACUGAGGAAGUGCCAGUGCUUUUGGUAAUGUGGAAUCAACAACUGCUUUUGUAGAAUUUGGCAAGAGCUUAUAAAAUCAUCUGUUUAGAAUUAGUGUAAACCUAACAGUCAGCACUUCCAUAAUAAUGAUGAUAAAUCUUUCUAUCAUGGUCCUAUUACCUAAAGAGUUAGCGCACUUCAAACAAUGGAGUUUGAACAGAAUACUGUUCGUGUCAAAUUAUUUUAAGAAUGUGACUGAAAUAAAACAGUAAUGAUCAACAGAAAUGAUCAUAUAUUUAUUAUCUUUUUAAGGAGCCUACAUGUUACAGGCCAUGGGCGGUUCUAGACAGGGGUCAACAGGGGCCAGUUCUCCUGUAGAACUGGUCUUGGUCUCUGUACUGAAGACAUAAUACCAAAUCAAUUUCUUAUGAUGACAUGAGCUGGUAAAGAAACCAUAAUUGAUUGGUCCCUUGGACCAUUUUUAUUAUUUACCUUUUCAGUUUUACUUCAGCAAUCAAUUAAAAAUGAAGGUGUUGCACUUUUAGCUUCAGCUGCAUUGAGAUAGGAUCAAAGUUUUCAUCUGCUACUUCAUGUGUCUGCAUCCUGCAGUUCCAAAGAGGCUCUUUGACUCUGUGGCUCUCUUCAGGUUAAAUCAUGAAAUAUUGCCCUGUUUCUUCUUUUAUUCUUUUGUUCUGUGCUCCCAUGAAAAAAACUCUUGCCCACCCUGACCCCUCUGGUAAAUUUGAUCUGGAACCCGACUCUUACUGCAGCAUUUUAGGACUGUUUUAGCUGACAAAAGAGAAAAUUGUGGAUUUAAAGUAAGAUAUAAGAAUAAGUAGUUCAAUGAUUUGGAUCCAUUUCAGCCUGAUAAAUGUGUCUUGAAUGGGUGAAAGCUUUGUGCUUAUUGCAUGGUAUUUCCACUGUUACCAAGCUGCAGCAACACAAACAGAGUCACAGGUCUGACUCUUGGACAUAAUCUCUUUUAAUGGUUCUAUCAAACAUCGAGACCAUCAUGCAUGUCGGUUUGUGCAUGGAGCUUUCAUGAUUAAGAGAAUAUAAUUUCUAAUAAAUUCCUCAAACAUUCCCCUUGAAUCACAGGAUCCUUCUCCACUUUUCUUUAGCUUGUAAUGGGUUUUGUCCCAGUGAAAAAAAAUUAUUAUUAUUAUUUUUAUGGUUGUGUUGUUUUUCAUCUUGCAUUUGUGAAAGCAUUACCAAUUCCUUGACAUGUUUUUGCUAUUUUCUGUUAAAUUAAAAUGAUUCAAAGAUAA
Messenger RNA from Fundulus heteroclitus (mummichog), 5148 nucleotides. RefSeq lists its product as uncharacterized. Lineage: Eukaryota; Metazoa; Chordata; Actinopteri; Cyprinodontiformes; Fundulidae. The transcript has 4 exons. The record is from RefSeq and is a predicted model, not a curated record. The coding region runs from base 635 to 3397 and encodes 920 amino acids. Gene Ontology annotation, molecular function: protein binding.